This is a messenger RNA of Danio aesculapii, 972 nucleotides long. Its product is annotated as GPI-linked NAD(P)(+)--arginine ADP-ribosyltransferase 1. Gene Ontology annotation, molecular function: NAD+-protein-arginine ADP-ribosyltransferase activity; NAD+ poly-ADP-ribosyltransferase activity. The transcript has 4 exons. Lineage: Eukaryota; Metazoa; Chordata; Actinopteri; Cypriniformes; Danionidae. The record is from RefSeq and is a predicted model, not a curated record. The coding region runs from base 1 to 945 and encodes 314 amino acids.
AUGAUGCGAGUGCUGAGCCUUGCGCUACUCUUAAUUUACUGCCUGCUCCCUUUAUGUUUGACAGAGGAGGCAGAUUUGAAAUCGUCUAAGGGUUUUGACUGGAUCAAGAUGCUGCCAAUCAUUAAAUAUCUUCUGAUUUUAGCAGCUCUUGGACAGGAUCACACGACAGCUGAAGGAAAGAAUCUGGAUAUGGCGCUGAAAUCUGUUGAUGAUCAAUAUGAGGGCUGCAUUAAUGACAUGGCUCAUAUGGUGACGACAGUGUAUAUGAAGAAGGAAACAUCUGAUCCUAAAUCUAAUUUCACAAAGGCUUGGGAAGAUGGUGUAAGGAAUGCCAAGAAACCAACAGAUGCAAACUUGAAAAUGAAUCAUUCAAUCGCCAUUCAUGUGUACACUGGUGACCGAGUCUAUAGCACGUUCAAUAAGGCUGUCGGUAGUGAUAAGAACAGAUACAAAGAUAAGAAGUACAACUGGUAUUCACUUCACUUUUGGUUAACGGAAGCCGUACAGAUUCUGAGAAAAAACCAAGGCGGGUGCAAGACAUCAUACCGGGGUACAAAAGACACGUACAGCACCAAGAAUGUUGUUGGCAAAGAGGUUCGUUUCGGAUCAUUUGCAUCCUCUUCUUUUAAACAAGCAGAAGCAAAUAGAUUUGGAGACAAGUCUUGCUUUGAGAUCUACACUUGUCAAGGUGCUCAUGUGGAGAAGUACUCUGUGUAUCCUCACGAAAAAGAGGUGCUGAUUCCUCCUUAUGAGACGUUUAAUGUCACUGCUGUCAGGACAAAAAAAGAUGACCCAAAACUGUGGUGUGACUCUGUGUUUACUUUGAGGAGCCUCAGAACAAUAAGCUAUGUCAACUGUGCCGCCGCAUCCAGCAGUGGAAAACCAGUUGCUUUCUUCAGUGUUGUGUCAAUUUCAGCUUUAUUUUGCUACGUGUUUAAGUACUAGUCAGCUAACCCAUUUAUUAAAAAAAUA